This is a messenger RNA of Sphaeramia orbicularis (orbiculate cardinalfish), 1760 nucleotides long. RefSeq names its product transmembrane protein 101 (gene tmem101). Gene Ontology annotation, biological process: positive regulation of canonical NF-kappaB signal transduction. The transcript is spliced from 4 exons. Lineage: Eukaryota; Metazoa; Chordata; Actinopteri; Kurtiformes; Apogonidae. Bases 47 to 814 code for a protein of 255 amino acids. The record is from RefSeq and is a predicted model, not a curated record.
CCGUUGGGUACGCACUGAGACGCUGGCGGAUGGAUGGACAGCAACCAUGGCAGCCCCUAGCAGGAAGCAGCUGUUUAGGUUUUUGAGCCAGUUAGGAGCAUUUAUUUUAACCCGGUUUGGGUUUUGGAACUGCUUCAGUAUGUUGAUGCUGUUUGCUGAACGAGCGGACUCAAAAAGGAAACCAGACAUCCAUGUGCCGUACCUUUAUGUGGACAUGGGGGCUGCAGUUCUGUGUGCCAGCUUCAUGUCAUUUGGGGUGAAGAGGAGGUGGUUUGCAAUGGCAGCUGCCAUACAACUAGCACUGAGUACAUAUGCAUCCUACAUUGGAGAACAGGUGUUUUACAGUGAGUGGCUAAAGGUACGGAUGUACUCCAGAGCACUCGCAAUUAUUGGAGGCUUUCUGGUUCUGGCCAGUGGAGCAGGAGAGGUUUACAGACAGAAACCUCGUACCAGAUCACUGCAGUCCACUGGACAAGUUUUCCUGGGCAUUUACCUGAUCUGCAUAGUGUACUCCCUGCAGCACAGCAAGGAGGACAGGCUGGCCUACCUGAACCACAUAGUUGGAGGAGAGAUCACUCUGAUGCUGCUCGAGGUGUUUUUUGGGGUGCUGGCUUUGGCCUUCCUCUCUGGCUGCUACAUUCGCCUGGCGGCCCAGAUCCUGGCCACCGUCCUGCCUCUGGUGGUCCUGCUUAUUGAUGGCAACCUGGGCUACUGGCACCACACGCGCAAGGUGGAGUUCUGGAACCAGAUGAAGCUAAUUGGACAUAAUGUGGGAAUCUUUGGCGCUGUGCUGAUCUUGGCCACCGAUGGCUGAACACUCAGACAGAUACUACAGACUGAGGUGUCUGCCCGCCAUGAGACUGUCGGCCUUAGUGGCUUUGCACUUGAGCGUCUGUUGCUCAGUGACCUCUCAGGAUUCAGACACUUAAGGCUGAGAAACAACUGGAUGCACACACAAUGCCUCCAAGUUUAGCUUUGUGGGGGGGAAAAAAAACACUCAAACACUUCCAUUUUGCAGUUAACAUAAUUUAUUCAUAUUCAUGUUUACAUUUUUGUCUAAGUUAUGCUCUGAUAUAUGACAUUGAUGUUAAAUGUCUACAGGGAAAAAUACCUUAUGUUCCAAAAGUCUUAAAUGGUUUUAUAAUAAGUGGUAAUAUAUGUUAAAGUAUUUUACGGCAUUUGAAAAAGGAAAUAAAGGAAAAAUUAAAACUUUUGAGGUAUUGCCUACACAAAGGGAGGACUAGAGUCCAUUUGGUAAUAAACACUAUGUCUCUUCCAUUGUAACUUGAAUGUAGGGUUUCAUUGAAUUUAAUUGGUACACUUUUUUUUAUCGUCUGUAUACAUAUUCACUUUUUAUGUAAAAUAACACCAUUUAGUUACAUGAAAAUGCACAAAAACAAAUUCAAGAAUACUUUUGUUUGCUCUGUGUAAUAGACUUUGCAGAUUGAGAGAUUUGUUUUUUAUAAUUAUACUUUCAUUGUCUUCUGAACACGUCGGCCUUCUAUAAAGUAAACAGUGUUGCAAAAAAUACUGAAUGUAACUAUCGCUGUAGUAGAGAUUAAGAAUAAGCAUGUUAAGUCAACUGAUUAAACAUGAAUACAAUUAAGUUACGGACCAUUUUCAGAUGUAAUGUUGUAUUUUUAUAGAAUUUUUCACUGUUGAACAUCACAGCUUCAAAAAUGGUCUUGCUGUUUAGAAUGAUUGACAUUUAAAUUUGAAACGUAUAACAUUUAUUAUUAAAGGAUACCUCUGACCCUUCA